GCAGAUCGAGCGGCCGCGAAUUGCUAAGAUUGCCCCAUCCUCCUCUGAGAAACUGUUGCGCGGCCUCCGCUAGCCUUCGGCGCAAUUGAGGAGGUAAAUGAGAAGGAGAACGGCAGCCACGUCGGCCAGGCGAGCGAGCUCUCGAUGGGAAGCUCCGAGCGUAUAGUACGUACGUACAACGACCACUCUUCCUCUCUCUCUCUAUCUCUCGCUCUCUCUCUCUCUCGGCGCACUCCUCUUGCAAACGCGCGCGCGUGCGACGUUGCUCAGAACGAAGAGCCCGACGCGCGGCAGUGGAACAAGCCUUCGAAGCCGACAACGACGCAACGUCGACGCAACAACGACGACCGCGCAGAAGUCACCCUCCUCCUCCUCCUCCUCCUCCUCCUCGUCUCCCCUCUCCGCUGAGCCGCCCACGGUUCUGGCGGGACGCCACCCGAACAGCAGAGCGUAGAUGGGGGUCCUGCCUCUCACGGCAAUGUUUACGCGCGGCAACCAGCUGAGCGGCAGCGGCGCGGGGAUUUAAAAUAACCGCCCGUCCCCUUUCGCUGCGCUUGCCACCGACGAAGACGACGCGUCAAGAGGGGGGGAGUCGACGCUUUUUCUCGAAUCGGGACGACGAACGUAUAGAGGCAGACAGCUGGUCUAGCAAGAGCGCCUGGCACUUAAUCCUGCGUCCUUGGCCCACACCAGCCGACCGACUAGAGGGGGUCUCGUGGCGUCUGCGCGGACGAGGCCUGGGGCCCGCCGGACGAGGAUCGCGUUCUUAGGCUGCUGCUUCGCGAAGGACCGAGGAAGACAUGGCGCCAACCAGUGCGGCGGUGUCAGUGGCGACGGCCACUGCUUCCAGUCCUCGCGGGAUCAUGUGCCGCCGUCUUGCAACGCUCCUGUUCACUCUGUCCCUGCUCGCGGUGUUGGCCUGUGCGCCCUCGGACGCUGCGGCUGCCGCCUAUCCCCAGCACGAGGAUCCGCACCAGACGCAGGCGUCCAAGUUCGUACGCUGGUCCCGCGCGACCAACACGCGUGAGCGGCUGACUGCGGCGCUGAGCGGCGACCAGCCGGUGUUCCUGGAGGCCGACGUGGUGCUCGACGGCACCAUCCCCGUGCUCGAGCCGCCGCGGGGGCGCCUGUGGGACGUGACACUGAACGAGCUCCUCUACCAGGCCACCGAGAAGCCCAAGCGGGUGACGCUCAAGCUCAACAUGAGGAGUACCGAGGUGCUGCCCCAGGCAUUCGGAGUGCUCAUGGUGGCCUUGACCGAGAACCUGCUCGACCUGUGGAUUCACGCUGACGUUCUCGCCGGUUCGGCGGGAAAGCCGCCCGUGGAGGCGAACUCGUUCAUGCGCCAGAGCUCGCCGUUCCAUCCUUUCGCCAUCAUCUCCCUCGGUUGGAACACCAAAUCCAAAGGCGCCUAUUCCUGGGGCCAGGUGGAAUCCAUGGCACGGCUAGUGAGCUGCGGCCACCCCUACCUCACGCGCGUCGCCUUCAAGGUCCGGUCGUCCAUGGUGGAAGCGUCCUUGGCGCAGCUCUCGUGGCUGCUCGAUGUGAUGCCCAACGUUACGCUCGUCGUCUGGUCUGCGGACGGAGAGGCACCGAACGCCAGCGUUCUGCACACUCUCCGUAAGGCCCGGCCAUCGGCGCGCAUCGUCUACGACCUGCCUCAAGAGCACCAGCUCGAGAACCUUCUGGAAGAGGCCGUUCCCCAAGAGGGCGUUGAAGGCGCCAAACAAGAGAGCCUCGACAUUGGCUGGAACGUGGAGGAAAGCAAUACGGGAAGCUGCCGAAAGGCGUCCCUACUCGGACGCAAUGCUGUCGUGCUUGGCGAUAACGGCGUCUCGAUGGUGUUCCCUGAUUCGUGGGCUAAUUUCGAGGCCAAGUUGGAUCUGACGAAACCUCGCUCCUUGGCUGUGAGGAUAGGCGACGAAAAGAUCGACCUCGAGGGCUCCUGUUUCCAGCUGGUCCUGAACAGGAGCGGCCAGGAGGUGACCAGCCGCGCCUGGCCGACGACAUGCAAGAACCACGGCUCGUCGUCUUCUUCGUCGAAGAAGCCGACUGCUCCAGCCAUGGUCAAACAGUGGACGUACGGCGAGCCGGCGGCGCUGAAGCUGCAACCGUCUCCAGGAGCAGUCGUGUACGCUGUCAAGCUCCAAGACCCACCGGAGGACCCUGCGGCUGCGGCAUCGGCACUGGUCCCCACGUUGCUCCUUCUGUUCUUCGGAAUCCUGGCCGUGAAAGUUCCAGAGCUUUGAGCGGUGCUUUCUUGAACUGACCAACGCGGUGGAAUACCAGUCAUACUGGUGGCGGGGGAAGUGCACACAGCGAAGCAAACAGCGUAGGACAACACUACUAAAGCCGCUAAACAGAUGGUAAACUCGCCGUCUACAGCGCGUUGAUGGAGGGGCUUUGAACGCUAGGAGCGACGGAAGGGUCGGAAUUCGUGCUCGUUAACUUGGGGACUUAGGGGCGUAAUGACAAGGGGAAGGUGCGAAGUUGGGGAAGCAUCUGCCUAGGUUUCCUGGGACAGAAACGAGGCACUUGUCCACCACUGCGCGACAACCCACCUGUAUUGGCAGUCCGAAACCCACCUGUAUUGGCCAUCCAGAAAAGUAAAGUUCGGGCGGUAGGUGUAAAAGCCCAACAGGGCUCUAAACAGCUUUCAGAUAACUAGAGUGGCUAGUAUGGGAUUACAAAAAUCUAAAGAAUUCGACUUUAAGGAGUGGUCGUGGAGUCAGUAUGGUGUCGCUGCUUCACUAAUAAUUGUCUUUACCAGAAUCAGAACCCAAAGGAAAGUCAAUGAAAAUUAAAAUAAGUCUAGCGAUUACAAGAAUACCACCCUGUUACCGUUUUCAUCACUUCCGUUCCGGCACAUUUCUCAUAUCUCAGUUCACUCCCCUAUACGUAUAUACGGUAUGUAUAUUGCAUCUAGCCUGAAUACAAAUAUUCCGCAAUUUCAAGCGAAUAGUGUAUUGCUCCUAAAACAACAUGAUAUUUCCUCAAGCAACAAAUGAUUGUACAAUCUUUCAUAACAAGCUUCACACGAAGGAUAGUCAACCUGAAAUCACGCGGCUCAUCUGACACUUAUGACGUCGCAAUUGGCUUGUUUCACCUCUUUUGCUCAUAGAUCAUUGGUCAUUUCUCGCAAGAAGCCACUACACUUACACAGCCGGUCUAGGAAGUCUGUUGUGUACUAAAGUAAUGCUAAAAAUCUAGCGGAAGACGGAGAGGCACGAGACGUCUAGAUUUAUUCAUGGACAUCUGUGACGUCACAUAAGACGUUUUAAUCGGUUUACGCCUAUAAUAUAACGCGUCCAUACGCUCCACGCCUUCGGCCAUGUUAGUUAACUUAGGGCCCAGCUUUCAUAACAGGAUGUUCCUUGUUUACCUGUUUAAUAGGUUUUAUUCUAUAGCGCUUAGGAAGUCACAAAAAUCAUUACGUGUGAUUCUUGUAAGCGGCUACAAAAAGUAAAACAGUAAAUUUUUCUUGCGAUUUCUGUAUUGUAGGAACGGGAUUGAGCAAUAAAUAAAAAAAAAAAGAAAGCAUUACCCACUGCACCCAGCUAGGUCAUACAAUACGCCAGAGUUCGAAGUGUGGGCCAAUGGUUAGCAAGUCAAAAGCGUUCUCCCCAGGUACCGAAAAUCGUUGUUCGGUCUUUUCCCUUUUGUGCCUGACUUGCGGCGUGCAAACUUGUCUUGCGCUGUUUGCUUCACUGUUCAGUGGUGUUAUUUUGGGGCUGUACAUAGCACAUGUGACACUCGCAAGCUCUGUUGUCUUUUUCUGCGCUGUAGAAGUCGCUUUGCUCCGUUGAUUGCGUUAACGAGAGUAGUUUUGAAAGCACUCCGGCCUUUUAUUUAGGCAGAAAGAGAGAUAUUUUGCCACAUUUGCAUAAACCGAAACGUGACAUCGACACAUGACCACAAUUUAAAGCCGUUUCAGACAAUCAACUAGCGUAUGCAAAUACAGUUAUGUUCCCCGCAUAGAGAUGUCACUUAUAAAGAAAUAAAAAGAAAUAUCAUUAAGUCUAGGCAGUCGGCGGUCACUGUUUGUGCAGUGUACCCUUCGUCAUACUGCGCUGGUGUUUGUAACGUUUUCUUUUUCCUUCUUUUUUUUUUUAUUCAUGCGACAAGCUUGACUUUAUACAAAACAGCAUCACGACUUUACAUGAUGUUAAGCGUACGCACUCUGCAUUCAUUACAUUUCAUUCGGCUACCAUAAGUCACGUUCAAGUAUUACUAUUGUAUCACUCUCGGCCAAAGCCUGCAGUCGCACUAAAUAUGAGACCAUUCGUUCUUCGAUCGAGCAGUUACACAAGGAGUUAUUUGUUGAUUGCAGGAACAACGUGUCUCGAGCGUAUAGACUAUGCAGUGGUUUCUCAGGGCAAAACCCAUUCCUCUUUAAAUCGCCGCUGGAUGCUUUGACCAAGACAGACAAUGCACGUUGUGACUUAUUUUAACUGUGCCUUCAGUAAACUCAGUUUUACGUUUGCUUGGGCUAGCUUAAAGGAAUCAGCAGACGAUUCUACAUGACUUUUAGCAAUCUCGCAAAAUACGCAAGCAAAACUUAGCCGCACAGAUAAUUUUGAAUUUUUUUUUUUCUGCUUGAUGAAAAAGAACACAUCGCGGGCAAGUUUACCUGCUUGUAUUUUUCUCGUUGCCAGCCCUAUAAACAGCUUGUUGUGGCAACAAGAAACUAAACGUGAUGCAAGUGGCACACGCAGGCUAACAUUAGUGCCUGUGCAUAAUUGAACUAUGCAAAUAUUGUGAUAAUUAGCUUACCCAGAACACACACUGCUGUUGUUACCUUUCGUUGAUGUUUGCGGUAGUCGUAUCGCGCGGGGUCAAUGAAGUAUAGGCUCAACAAGAAGACUUAAAUUAUGCAUAUUUCUGCUGCAUGCUUUCGCUGUCUAGACUCUAGAGAAAGAUAAUUGUUACUAGCAUUGUAAUUUUUUUUAAAUCCUUGACUGCUUGACAUAGGCUCCGUAAAAUCUGCUUCAUUCUUUUCUCGUGUAUAUUGAGCAGAUGACACAUUUUGGGGAUACGUUCGCUGUUUUGAUCACGACGUUAAGUACAAUGAAUGAACAACAAAAAUAUCUUCUGGUUAGCAUUUGCGGAACGUGUGCAAUGCGUUUUUGUCCUUUGUCGUCGUUCUAUGAGAUUCUCAGCAAUCAAUGACCUCAUCAUUGCCAGGUAUGCCACAGGCAAACGUGUUUCAGGCAGAAACACGAUCUUGAAUUCAAAUUGUUGGCAGCUUGAGUCCAUAAAGCACGAUAUGAACAAGCAGUCUUAGUCAACAGCGAAAGAUUUCUUCGGAUGCCUUCUCCGUACGUGUGUUGUGCGGUUGCGUUUAAGAUCGGGUGCCAUAGUCAAUCACUGAGCACUGCGGUAUUCGGUUGUAUCAUUGAAAAGCCAUUUAAAAACACGAUGAUUCGUAUUCGACCUCGGGCAAAUGCUCACAACAAUAAUUCUGCUUUUCUUACUCUGCCUUUUGUACAUAGUUGUACGUGUUCGCAUUUAACGAAAUAAAAGUGUGUUUUUCGUUGUAACAACAA
Messenger RNA from Dermacentor andersoni, 5546 nucleotides. RefSeq lists its product as uncharacterized. The record is from RefSeq and is a predicted model, not a curated record. NCBI's taxonomy places the organism in Eukaryota, Metazoa, Arthropoda, Arachnida, Ixodida, Ixodidae.